This is a messenger RNA of Chrysemys picta bellii (western painted turtle), 2332 nucleotides long. Lineage: Eukaryota; Metazoa; Chordata; Testudines; Emydidae. The record is from RefSeq and is a predicted model, not a curated record.
GAGGAAAGUGAAAGUAAUAUUUUUUCUUUUUCACAGCAGCCAUCAUGUCAGCUACAAACCCUGUGCAGGAGCUCCGGGAUGAGCUGGUUUGUCCCAUCUGCCUGGAGCCCUUUAAAGACCCAGUGAUUCUAGACUGUGGGCACAAUUACUGCCAAGCCUGUAUCACCGACUGCUGGGGGGGGUCGGGCACAGGAGUGUGCCCCCAGUGCAGGAAAUCUCUCCCCGGGGGAAAGCUGAGGCCUAACAAGCAGCUGGAGGCGGUGGUGGACAAAGCAAGAGACCUAGACGGAGAAUGCGAGAAACAUGGAGAAAGUUUGGAUCACUUCUGCAAGCAGGACCAGACCCUCCUCUGCAUGAUUUGCAAAGAGUCUCGAGAACACAGAGCUCACACAGUCAUUCUUGUUAAGGCGGCUGCAGAGGAGUUUGAGAAGCAACUUCUGAGUCAUCGGGAUCGUGUUCAGCAUGUGAGAGACGAGCGAGGGAGACGGGCAGCUGCUGAAGAAAGGGAAUGUCAAAUUCUACUGAAACAGCUGGAACACCAGAAGCAGGAGAUUGCAUCUGAAUUCAAGCAAGUGCGCCAGGUUUUGAAGCAGGGAGAGCAGCUCCUGUGUAACCACCUGGAAGGCACAAUACAGGACCUUGGGAAGACGAGGAAUAAAAAUACUAAGGGGCUAUUACUUCUCGAUCACUGCAUAGCUGAGAUAAAUCAGAAGUGCCAGCAGCCGGUGAAUGAACUCCUCAAGGAUAUUGACAGCACCUUAAGCAGGUGUGAGCAGGUGAAAGGGGAAGAGGAGGCGCCUGUUGAUUCUUUGACUGAAGUGAAGAGCAGAGUGCAGGCUCUCUCGGAAAGCCGGAAAGUUCUGUGUGAUCUGCUGAACAAUCUCAGAGUGAAAUUGGGUCCUCUUGAAAACGUCUCGUCUGAGGUUCAGAGACAAGUGAGUGGUGAAGACCCAACGGAGGAUGUUCCCGAGAACCUUAAACAAGAGGACACUUCUGUUUGCCUGCUGGACUAUGAGGAUGGCAAAUGUACCUCAGACAGCUGUCAGAAGCAAGAAGCUAUCCCUACUGACAGACAGAAUAAUUUAACUGACUUCAUAAACAUUGAGCCAGAGAGAGACAUAGGUCACUGGUUUGACUCCAAGGUGAGGAGACGUGGUGCAUGGAAAAUCGUAGCUGCUGUUGAAGCUACAGUACUUGCAGUUCUCCUUACCGCAGUGAUUGCUUGGUCAGUGUCAAAGGCCAAUGUGACCACUCCCGACAGCCCUGCCGCCUGCUGCCCUGAAAAGUGGAUCGGGUACCAAGGAAAAUGUUACCUUUUCUCUGAGGAUGAAGCAAACUGGACCUCAAGCCAACAUUCCUGCUCUUCCCAUGGUGCCUCCUUGCCUUGGCUUGACACCCUGCAGGAAAAGGAUUUCUUGAUGCGACACAAGGGCUACCUUGAUGCCUGGAUCGGCCUCAGGAGGGAACUGGGCCAGCCCUGGAAGUGGCCCAAUGGCUCAGUAUUCAACGACCCGUUUCAAAUAGGAGAAGGAGGAGAAUGUGUCUAUAUGUACAAAAACACCAUCAGCAGUUCGGGGUGCUACAUAAAGAGGAACUGGAUCUGUAGUGAACCUGAUGAAUUUGUGAAGAGAGAGAUGACUUGAGAACUACACGAACUCCUCACUUAAAGUUGUCCCGGUUAACAUUGUUACGUUGCUGAUCAAUUAGGGGACAGGCUCGUUUAAAGUUGUGCAAUGCUCCCUUAUAACAUUGUUUGGCAGCCGCCUGCUUUGUCCACUGCUUGCAGGAAGAGCAGCCCAUUGGAGCUUGCUGAUGGGGGCCUGCAACCAGUGGUGUAGCCACGAUCUAAGAGCAGGGGGAGCAAACAUAAAAAAGGCGCCCCCACCUUGGCUCCUCCUCUGGCCACACACCCCUUGGCUCCUCCUCCGGCCACUCCGCGCCCCCAUUGGUUGCCGGCCAUCAUGAUGCGCCCUCCCUUGCUCCUCCGGCCAGGGGCUGCCGGCCACGCUGUGCAGGCCGCCUUGCUGUGCCCCCCCCUCGCUCUGCCUCCUCCAGCCGUACCCGCUGCCCCAGCCCAUUGGCUGCAGGCCGCCCUGCUGCGCGCCCCCUUGCUCCUCCAGCCGCCGCUGCCGGCCGCCAUGCUGCGCCCCGCCCUCGCUUUGCCUCCUCCGGCUGCGCCCGCGCCCCCCUAUUGGCUGCUGGCCACGCUGCGGGCCGCCCUGCUGCGCCCCCCCUCACUCCUCCAGUCAUGCCAUCCUCUCCCCAUGGCUCCUCCGGCUGUGCUGCCCUCCCUUGCCUGCAGGAGGUCAGCGCCGGCUGGCAGGCACGCCGC